Molecule: messenger RNA, 2070 nt
Organism: Cuculus canorus (common cuckoo)
Lineage: Eukaryota; Metazoa; Chordata; Aves; Cuculiformes; Cuculidae
Gene: HSD17B7
Product: hydroxysteroid 17-beta dehydrogenase 7
Exons: 9
Coding region: 147-1145 (332 amino acids)
Biological process (GO): cholesterol biosynthetic process
Cellular component (GO): endoplasmic reticulum membrane
Molecular function (GO): 3-beta-hydroxysteroid 3-dehydrogenase (NADP+) activity; 5-alpha-androstane-3-beta,17-beta-diol dehydrogenase (NADP+) activity; estradiol 17-beta-dehydrogenase [NAD(P)+] activity
Source: RefSeq, a predicted model, not a curated record
UCGGCCCACGAUCGCGCCACCGGCCCCGCCGGCCCCGCCCCUUCCGCGCGUUCUGCUUGGCGGCGCGGCCUGGCGGGGCGGGGCGGCACGUGCAGGCAGCGCUUUUAAGGCGGGCUGGGGCGGCGGGGGUGACGCGGGAGUGAGCGAUGAAGCGAGUGGUGUUGGUGACGGGCGCCAGCGGCGGCGUUGGGCUGGCGCUGUGUCGGCGGCUGCUGGAGGAGGAUGGCCGCAUCCAUCUCUGUAUCGCCUGCCGUGACACCCUGAAGAGCCAAGCCACGCGAGACCUCAUCCUGGCCAACCACCCCGAUGCUCAGGUCUCGACUGUAGAAGUGGAUGUGGGUAGCCUGGCUUCUGUCCUGCGUGUUGCCCGUGAGCUUCGAUGCAGGUUUCAGCGCCUGGACUUUGUCUACCUCAAUGCUGGGAUCAUGCCCAACCCACAAGUGAACUUCAAGGCACUCUGGCAUGGUCUCUUCACUGGGAAGGCGCUUCAUAUGCUGACUACUGCAGAAGGCAUAAUGACCCAGACAGACAGGCUUAAUGGAGAUGGACUGCAGGAAGUGUUUGCUACCAACCUCUUUGGGCACUUUAUCUUGGUUCGUCAACUUGAGUCUCUACUCUGUGGUAAUGAAAAACCUUCACGACUCAUUUGGACCUCUUCCAGCAAUGCCAGGAAGUCUGCCUUUAGCCUUUCUGACUAUCAACAUGCCAAGGGACAGGAAUCAUACAGUUCCUCCAAAUAUGCUACUGACCUGACAAGUGUGGUUCUGAACAGGAAAUUUAAUAAGCAGGGUCUGUAUUCCAGUGUUGUUUGCCCUGGUCUUGUUAUGUCUAACAUGACCUACAGAAUUUUGCCUAUUUUUCUAUGGAAGCUGCUAAUGCCCAUCAUGUGGUUGAUCCGCUUUUUUGCCAAAACUUACACUCUGACACCGUAUAAUGGAGCAGAAGCUCAUGUGUGGCUAUUCAAACAGAAGCCAGAGUACCUGGAUGCACUCGUCAAAUACCACAGCUGUACUUCUGGACUGGGGAAGAACUAUGUGGAGCCCAGACAGAUUGAUGUGGAUGAAGAAAUUGCCGAGGAAUUUUACCAAAAGCUGUUGGAACUGGAGAAGCAGGCUCUAGAGAGAUACAGUGAUCUCCUAGAUUAAGUAAAGACAGUCUUGGUGGGAUAACAGUCUUGUAUUGGUAAUAUGAACUUUCUUCAUUCUGGUGCUACUUGUGUUGCCUGCUGUUUUGCAGGCAUGUGGCUUAAGACCCCAUCUUCUUUCUCUACAGAAGAUGAACAGUUCCUGAAAAUGGAAAUGUGAAAUCUGAAGAGAAAUACUUAGUCUUUCUCGUAUCUGAUAUUUUUCUGGCAUAAAACUGGAGACCUACAGCAGGUGGACUGUCUUAACACAGUUGCAAAGCAAUGUCUCGUGAAAACAUGACUGAACUCUGCACAAUUCAGAAACAUCAUCAAAAUUUGUUGCUUAGUGCAGGAGAGGCAAUAGUCUGGGGUGCUGCCCUGAGUCUUGGCUGUACCAGUCUUUCUAGAUGGCUUGAACACAUUACCUCUGUCUGAUCCUGAAGUACUUGAAGGCCCAUCUUCAGAGGAGCUACUCUUCAUUUGUAAGCUGAAGCUUACAUUCCAAAUGUGCUUAACAAGACUGAACCUUAUUGGAAGUCAAGCCCUGCACAGCAUCUGGAGUUAAGCUCCUGAAGAGCUUGGCUGAGAAGUACAAUCCUUGCCUCAGCUGUGGGGAAAGACACAUUUCUGGCCCCUGGAACAUAUGUUGUAGUCACAACUGGCUGAAAAGAGUGAAGCUGUUGAUGUUAACAAGAGUGAGAGGUUACCACAUUUUAUCUAUUUAACUUUUAUAUAAAUCUACUGUAUCGAGUAUUCUCCCUGCUGUAUGUCUGGGGAUCUUCACAAAAUACCUGGUGUACUUCAAAUGCUGCAAUGAAUAAAUUACUGGAACUGACUUGUCUUUGCUGCAGUGUAUUCUCACUGGCUGCACUGCUGGCUGCUUUUGUCUUUGAAAGCUCAAAGGGAGUUUUGUUUCUGUUGCCUUGCACAAAUAGCCUGUGCGUAUC